GGCAGCGCCUUGCCGCCACCGGGGCUGGUGGUUCGCUGGGGAGCCGUGUCGGGCUGUCGCGUCCUUUCCCUGGCUGUUCGGCGAGCAAGGCACCGGGGCGGGCAGCGGCACCCAGAGGGGUGCAGGUAUCACAGGUGGCAAAGAAAACAGUUUUUUUUCUCAAAUUGAGUCCUGCAAGACUGCUGAUUUAGAGCUCUGGAGUGCUGAUGUUUACCUUACCCCAGGGACAUGAAGCCUUUUGGGAAGACUUUCAAGAGGAAUAGCUAAUAAACUGCUCUGAAGUUGACAGGAGCUUCUCUGAGAAAAAGAACAGGGCCUGGAGGACCUGUGAUACAGAACAACUGUUUUCAGAUACCUGCAUUAAAUUUCAGCUGUGUUUUUCUCCCGUCUGCCACAGAGCAGAAGAUUAGCAGACAUGUCCAUAGCACUUAAGCAAGUCUUUAAUAAAGAUAAGACUUUCCGCCCAAAACGCAAGUUUGAACCUGGAACCCAGAGGUUUGAACUUCACAAACAAGCACAGGCCUCUCUGAACUCAGGCGUGGACUUGAAAGCAGCUGUGCAGUUGCCCAGCGGAGAAGACCAAAAUGACUGGGUGGCUGUCCAUGUUGUUGACUUCUUCAAUAGGAUCAAUCUCAUUUAUGGAACUAUCUGUGAGUUCUGCACAGAGAGGACCUGCCCAGUGAUGUCUGGAGGCCCCAAGUAUGAGUACCGGUGGCAGGACGACACGAAGUACAAGAAGCCCACAGCGUUGCCAGCGCCCCAAUAUAUGAAUCUUCUCAUGGACUGGAUUGAGGUGCAAAUCAACAAUGAGGAUAUAUUUCCUACGAGUGUAGGUGUUCCCUUUCCAAAGAACUUCCUUCAGAUCUGCAAGAAGAUACUCUGCCGGCUUUUUCGGGUGUUUGUUCAUGUCUACAUCCAUCACUUUGACCGUAUCAUCCUUAUGGGGGCUGAGGCCCACGUCAAUACCUGUUACAAGCAUUUUUAUUACUUUGUGACAGAGCUCAACCUCAUAGACCGCAAAGAACUAGAGCCUUUGAAAGAGAUGACAACCAGGAUGUGUCACUAAAAAGUUACCCACUGAAGAAAAGCAAAGUCCAAUUUUCUUCUUACUGCAGAGUUCAAGAACGCAACAGCCUUCGUGGACUGAGCCUGCUUGUUAAUCCAUGAAAGCAGGAAAGUUGGGAACCACAGUUACUUUCACAAGUGCUUCCCGCCACUGUCAGUGUUCUUAACCCUGAAUAUGCUGCUAGGAAUCUCGUCUGAGUGACAUGGAUUAUUGAGAAAAAGAACAAUCGACUUCAUAUUAGUUCUAGCUACUUCUUUAGGAAUAAGAACCUCUUCAGCCAUGAACAAUGAGAGACUGCUCCUGCUGCUAAAGCUUUACUGUAAUUCAGGUCCCUGUGCUGACGUCCUGAUUAGUUGUUUUGAAAUGAGACUGUAUUGUUAGCUGCAAUGUUGUUUUCUUUUUCUUUUGUUUCUUGGUAUGUGCUUUGUUUCCUAAGUGCAGCAGAAUAUUAAGAUGGUCUGGAAUCGCAGAAGACUUUUAGCUUUUAAUGCCCCCCACCCCUCACCCAGCCACCCAAGGCUUGGCCACCAUUCCCAAAUGCCAGUGAGCCUUGUGUUUCCAGGAACACAGCCCUGUCCUUCAACUGAUCAGGCAGUCUAGGCUUCAUUGUGACUCGUAAUUGGGUGACAAUGGGACCGUUUCUGAUCCCAGUUACAUGAGUAGGAAUCCAGAUAUAGCUCUGCAGUGUUGAAAUCUUUCCUUUGAAUUCACACUGUGACUGACAGCAAAUCUGCUUGGUGUUUCUACAUUACAUAAAAAAGAAGCUGUAGUCAUAGUUUUCCUGAAGUACCCUAUGAAGUAGACCAACCUGUCAGUACUUUGAUAUCCUCCUAUCAUCUUAGAAAAAGCAUCCCUCUCAUUCAUCUUUUCAGGGAAAAAGAAAUGUAAUUUUAGUAACUGGGAGGAAGGUAUGGUAAAGAUGAAUAGUAUAAAGGUUAGAGCAGAAGCGAAGGUCCCUGUUGCAUCUAAACAGUGUCCAGCAGUGUGGCUCGCUUUCCACACUGGACUAACACAAGUUUUUUUUCCAGUACUCAGUCCAACUUAACUAACGUGUAUGAACAGCCUGGAAGGAUCCACUGCAGUAAAUGAAGUCUUCAAUGCCAAAUAUGCCCUCAUAAGAUGACGCCUUCUAAAAAAAAAAAAAAAUUAAAUUAAAGCAAUACUUAACAGAGAGAUCACAAGAGAGAUACAGCUGAAUAAAUGGGAAUCAAGUGGAACACACCUAUAUAUUCUGUGCCUUCUGAAUUUUGCACACUUGUGUUAUUGUGAAAGAUUACUCCUUCCUGCGUAAGUGCUGAACCCUGUUGCUCCCUUCUCCUCGAGUCAGUUAGGUAUGUUUACAUCUUCUGAGACAGUAUCAGAAGCAAAUCUCUUAGAGUAUCCAGUGAUUGCAACAUUAAAUACAGAGGGGUAGCAGACACUAGAGAAUAACAGCAAGCCUUUUCUAGCUGAUACUGUGGUACUUUCUGAUUUGCUUGCCUGCUUGCUUAAAAUAGGGCUUGUGAAUGUUAGUGAUCAUGUCCUUGCUGAGACAAAGGCUUUUGUCUGAACAUUCAGUGUAGCUAUGGUGGAGGUUUUUCUGCAUCUUUAGAAUUACUCAAGCAGGAUUAUCGUUUGCUUUCAAGGGGAUGGACUGAAGUGCUCCUACCUCUUUUGGUGGUCUUUGCAAUCAGGUUAAUUCUUUGGGGAUUGGAAUGCCCACACAGAUAAUUUCUGGCCUGCUGGCACUUUUGCAGGAUAUAACUAGCUUGUGGGAUUCAUUGCCACAGCUACUGCUGAGCUUAGUUGCCUUAUUUUAAAGAAGAUGAGAAAUGUUACAUCUUUGGAAGAAGGUACGUGGUACCUGUGGAUGACAGCUGCCUGGAAUUACAACCACAAAAUGGUUUCCGGUACUGCUCAUGAAGUGCCUGGGCUGUUGCACUGUUGAGAGGAGCUGUGGCCAAUAAAGUACUCUUGAAUUUCACUGUGGUCACUUGCCAUCUGGUGUCCUUACGGCUGGGCAAUACUGCAGUGCUGUAUUUUAAAGAUCAACAGGAAGAUGGAAAUGUGUGGAAUUUUGUGCGUAAAGAUCAAAGUGACUUCAUAAAUUGAAAAACAUGGUAUUUUAUGCGUAAAAUAAUUUAUUCUUCAUUUUAUUACACUACUUAACAUAUGCUGUUUUGAGUCUAGUCACUGUAGCUCAAUCUGAAGAUGAAACAGACUUUGUUCCCUGUUAUCUGGAAUUAUUUUUUAAUAACUUUUUUGUGAAUGCAUUAAUUUGUGAAUGCAAAACUUAUCUUUUGGAGUAUUUUCCUUUUUCUAAAACUGUUUUUCAUAAACUCUUGUGUUUCCUUUUCUAGUACAGCACACUGUAUGAGGCAGAGGAGGGAAAUGCAGACCUGAACGCUAGAGCAUUUGUUGUUUGACCUGGCCAAAAUCCCUAUAAUGGGAAAAGCCCAUUACAACUCAGGAGCUGAACCAGCCACAAAGAAAUGCAAAAUGUACUUGGUUUGGUUGCUUGUUGUGCUGGGAAGAACCUGGAGUUUGCUAGGUGAUGAAAUAGACUUCCUCCAAAUGUCAGGGUUUGGCCUUCAGCUGAAUGUCCCCAGAAGGUGCUCUUGCUUCCGCUGCAGAGGUAUUCAGCCACAGCCUGGCCAUGUCAUGCCAUGGGCCAUUUCUUUUUUUCCUGUGCCUGGUAUUUGAUAUCCCAAAAAGAAAAAUGUUGAUAACAUGGCAUCACUACAUAGAAGUAUCAUAUUACCCCUUCCCAUAGAGGAGAGAGGGGCAGCAUCCUGUUGGAUCUCGCGCUCAAGGAUUCCUACUUCAUCAGUAAUUUCCUCUGGGCCACAUCUGGACAGAAUCGUGCUUUGGUUGUUAAUUGCAGGUCCUGAUUUAUGUGAUUCCUCAGGAUAUGUAAUGAGAACUGAAUUUAAACGUGAUUGUAUGCAGAGGUAUCCAUUUCACCUACUGAGAAAAACUUUGUACCUGAUCUUAAUUAUGUAUGUUCCUAAUCAUUCCAAUGUUUCAUAGCGU
This is a messenger RNA of Grus americana (Whooping crane), 4078 nucleotides long. It is a transcript of the gene MOB3B, whose product is annotated as MOB kinase activator 3B. The transcript has 5 exons. Lineage: Eukaryota; Metazoa; Chordata; Aves; Gruiformes; Gruidae. Gene Ontology annotation, cellular component: cytoplasm; nucleus. The record is from RefSeq and is a predicted model, not a curated record. Gene Ontology annotation, biological process: positive regulation of protein phosphorylation; signal transduction. Gene Ontology annotation, molecular function: protein kinase activator activity. The coding region runs from base 416 to 1066 and encodes 216 amino acids.